Messenger RNA from Hirsutella rhossiliensis, 1602 nucleotides. Its product is annotated as rhomboid family domain-containing protein. Bases 1 to 1602 code for a protein of 533 amino acids. The record is from RefSeq and is a predicted model, not a curated record. Gene Ontology annotation, molecular function: serine-type endopeptidase activity. The transcript is spliced from 2 exons. Gene Ontology annotation, cellular component: membrane. NCBI's taxonomy places the organism in Eukaryota, Fungi, Ascomycota, Sordariomycetes, Hypocreales, Ophiocordycipitaceae.
AUGGGCAGCCUCCUCUUCUGCCCCAAUGCCUCGCGCGCGCUGCUGAGGUCCGGCCUCGCACCCAGGGGACUGCCAGCCCCGUCUCUGCUGUCGACGGCGCCCUCGCGAUGGCUCUCCACCGCCCGCGCGUGCCAGGCCCGGACGCCCCAUGCCCUCCGCCGCGGUAGGUGGCAUGCCUCCAAGGUGCCGACGCACGCCCCCGCUAGCCAUCGUCUCGGCCCCCAUCGAACUAUCUUCUCCUCGGCAAAGAUCACCAAGGAGAUAUUCGGACCGGGCUUGAGUGCCCAAGAGGCUAAUGAGCUGCUGCGGAUCCUACACGGACGAAGAGUCGCUGGGACCCUCGAGGAUCCGGCCUUUGCCAUCCACACGGCGCAGUUUACCCCCGAGCAGGUGGCCGCGGGGCUCGCCUACCUGCGCAAGACGGUGCCGGUCGACGAGGUUGUCAAUGCCGGACUGAGGGCCGAGGACGAGCUGGAGCAGUUGGAGCGGGAGCAGCAGCUGGAACAGGAGAUACAGAAGAACAAAAAGAGGGUGGGCGAGGCCAAAGAUAUUGGGGAAGCCUCGGCGACAGCCUACAAACCGGACCCGGUCUACGGCCGCAGCAUGCUCGACGAGAUCCGGGCACGCAACAUUGCCAAGCGAAAGGCCAAGGAAAAGGCCCUCGGGGAAGAGCGGCAGCGCGCUGAGGAAGAAGAAGAGGUCGCUGGGCCCCUUGCCGAGGCACAAGAGCAGACGCGCCUGCCUACGAACCCGAUGAUUGCCGAGUACCACAAGGAGGCACAGUCGGACCUGGAGGCGCCGCCCGAGAUGAAGGCCUGGGAACGCAUCCUGCCGUCGGCAACGGCGGUGGUGCUGGUGCUGGGCUUUCUGGCGGCCGUGUGCACCGUGUACGAGGAGCCAAUGCCGCGGUUCAGGCUGCUGCGGGACAUUCCGGCGUCGCAAGCCACGGUGGGAGCCCUCAUAGCCGUCAACGCGCUCAUCUGGCUGGGGUGGAGGGUGCCGCCGCUGUGGUCGCUCUUCAACCGGUACAUGAUCUUUGUGGUGGCGACGGUCAAGCCCGCGACGCUCUUCACGGCGCCCUUCUCGCACAAGUCGCUCCGGCACAUGUUGAUCAAUAUGGUGCCGCUGUGGCUGGUGGGCACGCGGCUGCACGAGGAGAUGGGGCGUGCCGAGUUCCUGACGCUGUACGUGGGCUGCGGCGCCGUGGGCUUUCUGGGCAGCCUGGCGACGUACACGCUACGAGGCUGGCUGACGGUGACGUCGUUGGGGGCCUCGGGGGCGACGCUGGGGCUGUGCUCGGCCUACUUCUGGGAGCACCGGAACGACGGGUUCCGCAUGUUUGGCUUGCCGCGCGACGGGGUGCAUGGCAUCGUGUUCCUGGCCCUGCUGGUGGCGAUGCAGUUGGCGAGCCUGGGGACGACGGCGCGGUUGCAGGUCGACCUGGCCUCGCACCUGGCGGGCAUGGCAACGGGUGUCCUGGGCAUGGAGCUGAUAUCGAGGAACGGCAGCGACCGAGGCAAGGGAGGCGACGGGGCCGGGGGUACGGAGCUCUUGUCCGUCACGACUGAGGCCAAGGCGGACCGGGCCCGACAGAAGAUGUGA